AUGGGGCCCUCCUUGUGUUUCGAUAGCACAACCGCGACGUCCGAGAAUGGCGAAAUUAUGCCCUCCAUGUUGGGUCCGGAGUACUACGGCUUCGACCAUAUCACUUGGUACGUGGGGAAUGCGAAACAGGCGGCGUCAUAUCUCAUCACGCGCAUGGGCUUUAACCCAGUGGCAUAUCGCGGCCCAGAGACAGGAUCUCGCGCCUUGGUCUCGUAUGUCAUUGCAAACAGCGGUGCUACUUUCGUUAUGACCUCUCCGGUUUGUGGGAAAUUGGCCACGGAUGAAAUAAGUAAAUUUCAGAUAUCCGUCAGGGAGCAAGCCCUGCUGGAUGAAAUCCACACUCAUUUGGAAAAUCACGGGGAUGGGGUAAAGGAUGUUGCUUUUCGGGUAAAUGCAGACGUUAAAGCUAAGUGGGAGAGAGCUGUGGCUAAUGGCGCCAUUUCUGUGGUGAACCCUACCAUAAUCAGCGGCGACGAGCCUGGGAGCGGGCAAAUAGAGAUGGCCACAAUCAAAUCGUUUGGAGACACGACGCAUACCCUCAUCAACAGGGACCAUUAUAAGGGAUGCUUCUUGCCUGGAUACGUACGAGUGGAACAAGGGGACUCGAUCAACGAGCUUCUGCCUCCGAUUGACUUCAUCGAAAUCGACCACUGUGUUGGGAACCAGCCGUGGAACGGCCUGGACAUGGCAGUGAAAUUCUACGAAGACUGUCUUAAUUUCCACCGUUACUGGAGUGUCGAUGACAAGUCCCUGUGCUCCGGCUAUUCCUCCAUGCGCUCCAUUGUUGUCGCGUCCCCCAAUGAGGUCAUAAAAAUGCCCCUAAACGAGCCAGCAGUGGGCAAGAAGAAGUCCCAAAUUGAAGAAUUCGUCGACUACUACAACGGCUCAGGAGUGCAACAUAUCGCCUUCCGCACGAACGACAUCAUCACCGCCAUAACCAAUCUCCGCAAAAGGGGCGUCGAGUUCCUUUCUGUGCCCGCGGCGUACUAUGACGUUAUACGCGCCCGUCUCGCUGCCAUGAAUGCCGGUAACACAGGGGUCCAUGGCGAUAAAAAAGGAAACCUAGUCAUCAACGAAAGCAUAGACACAUUGCAGGCGCUGAACAUCUUGAUAGAUUUCGACGAGCAAGGGUACCUGCUGCAGAUAUUCACGAAACAUGUGCUGGACCGGCCGACGGUGUUUUUCGAGGUGAUUCAGCGGAAUAACUUCGAUGGGUUUGGCGCGGGGAAUUUCAAAAGUUUGUUUGAGGCGUUUGAGAGGGAGCAGGCGGCGCGGGGAAAUCUUUGA
This is a messenger RNA of Histoplasma mississippiense, 1287 nucleotides long. RefSeq names its product 4-hydroxyphenylpyruvate dioxygenase. Bases 1 to 1287 code for a protein of 428 amino acids. Gene Ontology annotation, molecular function: 4-hydroxyphenylpyruvate dioxygenase activity. The transcript is spliced from 3 exons. Lineage: Eukaryota; Fungi; Ascomycota; Eurotiomycetes; Onygenales; Ajellomycetaceae. The record is from RefSeq and is a predicted model, not a curated record. Gene Ontology annotation, biological process: L-tyrosine catabolic process.